AUGGUAGUCGUUUCCAAAGCUGAUCGCUCCAUCAAAGUCUCCAACUUACCCGAAAAUAUUUCAAAUGAUGUCCUUGGCUUCAUCUUCUCAGAAUCCAUCAAUGUAGAACGGAAACCUUUUGCCACAACAGCAACUGUUGAAUUUGGUUCCGUUCGUGAUGUUGAGAAUUAUAUUCGAAGAGAUAAAACCCUCAUGAUAGAAAACAAAUUUCUUGGAAUUGAGGGCUGCUCAGUUAAAAGUGGAGAACCAUCCAAUGAAGAUCCCCUGGAAUGUCGACAGCUUUACAUUGAAAACUUACCUCGUUCAACAACCACUGAAUACUUGGAUGUUCUUUUCCCAUUUGCCAAAUGCAUAAAACGCUUGGAUGGUUGCUCUGCACUUGCUGAGUAUCGUACUGCAAAGGAUGCGGAACUGGAACUGACUAAAUCCAAAACUCUUCGUAUUGAUCGACACCAACUGAGUGUCAGACUGGCCAAAGAAUGCCACAGACCUGGAGGAGGUUAUUAUAAUUCCCAUAUCCGUCAUGAAAAAGGGCACUCAUCAUCAGACCGCUCCAGUAACUCGGAUGCUGAUAAAACAGCGAAAAAGAAGUCACCUGUAGACAAUAAUGACUUGCUCUUUUCAGGCAAGGAAAUACUCUCUGAUUUGUAUGGACUUCCUGUAGAAUUUGGACGUAGCAGUCAUAGUCGACAGAGAAAAGAUAAUAACCAGGAUGUUUGUUUUAAAAAACAAACUGAACAAACCAAGAAAGAAACUCUGACCAGCAGUCCUACUGCUACUGUCACAGCAUCAACAUCAUCUAGAAAUGAUACUGGCAGAACCAAAAAUGAGGGGCCUGUAUCGCAGAAAGAAAGCAGCAGCCGUUCAGAUAAACAAUCGGAUGUCAAAUCAGAUCGAAACACUACCCGGGCUGAUGGAUCUGAAAAAUUUCCUGCCAACCUUUCAAACAAGGACAAGCACCAUACCUCAACAUCAUGUGCUACAAACGAGUCAUUUGGUAUGACAUCUUCAGACAGUAAAACUGUGAAUAAGGCUAGGAAUCCAGAUAGCCAGCCAAGGAUGUCAAGUUCUGACUACUCAACCAGAAGAAGUAGCAGUAAUGCAGACAAAAGACGCUCCAAUCAACGUGAGUCUGGAGCAGAUAAAAGUAGACAUUUCCAGAUGGAGCGUGGCAACUACAGCUCUGACCACAGGAAGCGUGAGAGGCAGACCCGAAGAAGUGAAGAACGUCACCACAAGCAAGAGCACUGUGAUGGCAGUUCUUUCUUUCUUUCUUUCUUUCUCUUUCUCUUUCUUUCUUUUUUUUGA
Messenger RNA from Acanthosepion pharaonis, 1308 nucleotides. Lineage: Eukaryota; Metazoa; Mollusca; Cephalopoda; Sepiida; Sepiidae. The record is from the annotation of a GenBank genome assembly.